CGCGAAAAUUUUGUACAGAGGAUCAAAUUGUAUUAAGCAAACGCAGUGUAUGUAUAAUUUUCAGUAGAGAUAGCUUCUUUCUUAUAACCUAGUCAAUACCAACAGUAAACAACCAUGUCUGACGUUGAAGAACAAUACGUUGAAGAACAAGAACAACAACCAGUUGUCCAAGAAGAAUUACAAUUAGUUGAAUUAGCUACUUCUAUCCCAGCUGAUGUUCAAGCUGCUCAACAAGAAGUUAAAUUAUUCAACAAAUGGUCUUUCGCUGAUGUUGAAGUUAAAGAUGUUUCCUUAAAGGACUACAUUCAAAUCAGAGAUGCCGUCUUUGUCUCCCACACUGCUGGUAAAUACGCCUCCAAGAGAUUCAGAAAGGCUCAAUGUCCUAUUGUUGAAAGAUUAACCAACUCUUUAAUGAUGAACGGUAGAAACAACGGUAAGAAAUUAAAGGCUGUCAGAAUCGUCAAGCACACUUUAGAAAUCAUUAACGUUUUAACUGAACAAAACCCAGUCCAAGUUUUAGUUGAUGCUAUUGUCAACUCCGGUGCCAGAGAAGAUUCUACCAGAAUUGGUUCUGCCGGUACCGUCAGAAGACAAGCUGUUGAUGUUUCUCCAUUAAGAAGAGUUAACCAAGCUAUUGCUUUAUUAACCAUCGGUGCUAGAGAAGCUUCUUUCAGAAACGUCAAGACUAUUGCUGAAUGUUUAGCUGAAGAAUUAAUUAACGCCGCCAAGGGUUCUUCUACUUCUUAUGCUAUCAAGAAGAAGGAUGAAUUAGAAAGAGUUGCUAAAUCUAAUCGUUAAGAAAAUUGUAUAUUAUUUCUUUCAUCAUUGUUCAUGUCAUUUAUUUAAACAUAUCAUCAAUCACCUCAUCCAAUCAAACAACCACCUAAUGAUCUAAUACAUUAUAUAUAUAUAUUUAAAGGUCAUACGUAAUAUAAAUAUAAAAAUUAAAAGAGUUUUUAAAA
Molecule: messenger RNA, 962 nt
Organism: Scheffersomyces amazonensis
Lineage: Eukaryota; Fungi; Ascomycota; Pichiomycetes; Serinales; Debaryomycetaceae
Gene: RPS5
Product: 40S ribosomal protein uS7
Exons: 1
Coding region: 115-798 (227 amino acids)
Biological process (GO): translation; ribosomal small subunit assembly
Cellular component (GO): ribosome; cytosolic small ribosomal subunit
Molecular function (GO): structural constituent of ribosome; mRNA binding; rRNA binding
Source: RefSeq, a predicted model, not a curated record